This is a messenger RNA of Pistacia vera, 4458 nucleotides long. Its product is annotated as stromal processing peptidase, chloroplastic. Lineage: Eukaryota; Viridiplantae; Streptophyta; Magnoliopsida; Sapindales; Anacardiaceae. The record is from RefSeq and is a predicted model, not a curated record. Gene Ontology annotation, molecular function: metal ion binding. The transcript has 25 exons.
UACAAGUCGAGCCAAGAUGCAAGUAAAAAAUCUUGCAGCUGAACCCUUCCCUUCCCCGCUUUUUCUUUCUCUCUCUCGCUCGUCUCUCAUCCUCAAUAUCUGUAGCAGGUACAACGUGGUGGUCGGUGGGCUGACUCUGCUAAUAGUUUAAUUAUUAAAAUAAAUAAAUAAAUAUCGGAGAAUAGAUAUAGAGAUAAAGAUGGCAACGUCAUCAGGCUCUCUAGUGGCUGGGGUUAGCGUGCCUCAAAUCCGUCCGUCGUUGAAUCAUAGAGACAGCGGGUAUCGGAUUGUACGGCCGCGCACUCAUCUGUCGCUUCGAAACCGUUUUCAUGUGAAGCCUCUUUCUCUUCUUUCUCCUGCCAGGUGGUCAGGUGCAGGUGGUGAAUCAACAUUAUAUUUAGACAAGGCUGUUACCCGAAACCGUCAUGCUUCCGCAUUCGGUAAACGAGAACAAUUUAAUUGCGCUACCUGCUCUCUUAAUCACCGUAGAACUCGUUGCAGAUUUGUCGAAUCCAUACCAAGAGCUUUUCUUCACAAAUCUACUUUUCCUUUACGCCCCACUGCUCAUGUGAAGCAUGUUCGUGUUCCCUUUGCAACUGUGGGUCCAGAUGAACCACAUGCAGCCAGUACAACCUGGCCAGAUGGUGUUGUUGAUGGACAGGAUUUGGAUUCAUUGUUUCGUGAACCAGACAAGGCUGAAAUCGAGGCAUUUUUAAACUCUGAACUUCCAUCUCACCCGAAGUUGUUUCGUGGGCAGUUGAAAAAUGGGCUCCGUUAUCUUAUUUUACCAAACAAAGUUCCAGCAAGCAGGUUUGAAGCACACAUGGAAAUUCAUGCUGGAUCAAUUGACGAGGAAGAUGAUGAGCAGGGAAUUGCACAUAUGAUUGAACAUGUUGCAUUUCUGGGAAGUAAGAAACGUGAGAAACUUCUUGGGACAGGGGCCCGUUCUAAUGCUUACACUGAUUUUCACCAUACAGUGUUUCACAUCCAUUCACCGACUUGUACAAAGGACUCUGAAGAAGAUCUACUUCCUCUUGUACUGGAUGCCUUGAACGAGAUAGCUUUCCAUCCAAAAUUCCUUUCUUCCCGAAUUGAAAAAGAACGUCGUGCCAUACUUUCAGAACUACAGAUGAUGAAUACGAUAGAGUAUCGUGUUGAUUGCCAGUUGUUACAACAUCUGCAUUCUGAAAACAAGCUAAGCAGAAGGUUCCCAAUUGGAUUAGAAGAGCAGAUUAAGAAAUGGGAUGCUGAUAAAAUAAGGAAAUUCCAUGAGCGUUGGUACUUCCCUGCUAAUGCAACCUUAUAUAUCGUGGGUGACAUUGAUAAUAUUUCGAAGACGGUUCAUUAGAUUGAGGCUGUCUUUGGGAAAACUGGCCUUGAAAAUGAGGCAGCAUCUGCACCACCUCCUAGUCCUAGUGCAUUUGGUGCAAUGGCUAGUUUUCUAGUUCCUAAGCUCCCAGUUGGGCUGGCUGGAAGCUUAUCCAAUGAACGACCAUCUAGUUCAGCUGAUCAAUCUAAAAUCAUUAAAAAGGAAAGACAUGCAGUUCGUCCUCCCGUGAAGCAUAAUUGGUCUCUCCCUGGAAGUGGUUCAAAUAUGAAUCCCCCACAGAUAUUUCAGCAUGAGUUGCUUCAAAAUUUCUCAAUUAAUAUGUUCUGCAAGAUUCCAGUGAAUAAGGUUCAAACAUAUGGUGAUCUGCGAAAUGUUUUGAUGAAAAGAAUCUUUUUGUCUGCUUUGCAUUUUCGGAUUAACACAAGAUACAAGAGUUCAAAUCCGCCGUUUACAUCUGUUGAAAUGGAUCAUAGUGAUUCUGGAAGGGAAGGAUGCACAGUCACAACCCUUACAGUAACUGCAGAACCUAAGAAUUGGCAAAAUGCAAUUAAAGUUGCAGUUCAAGAGGUCAGAAGGCUUAAAGAAUUUGGUGUCACCAAUGGUGAAUUGACUCGCUACUUGGAUGCUCUAUUGAAAGAUAGUGAACACCUGGCAGCUAUGAUUGAUAACGUGUCAUCUGUUGACAAUCUGGAUUUCAUUAUGGAGAGUGAUGCCCUUGGCCAUACGGUUAUGGAUCAGAGACAAGGACAUGAAAGCUUGCUUGCUAUUGCUGGAACAAUUACUCUUGAAGAAGUUAAUUCCAUUGGUGCCAAGGUCUUAGAAUUUAUCUCAGAUUUUGGAAGACCUUCUGCACCUGUUCCUGCAGCAAUCGUUGCAUGUGUUCCAAAGAAGGUGCAUGUUGAUGGAAUUGGAGAAACUGAAUUCAAGAUAUCCUCAAGUGAGAUAACAGAUGCCAUAAAAUCGGGACUAGAAGAGCCAAUUGAAGCUGAGCCAGAGCUUGAAGUUCCAAAGGAGUUAAUAUCUCUAUCAGAGUUAGAGGAGUUAAAGUUGCAGUGCACGCCAUCCUUCGUUCCUCCGAGUCCUGAAUUAAAUGUCACUAAAGUGCAUGACAAAGAAACUGGGAUCACUCAACGCCGUCUUUCAAAUGGAAUUCCUAUUAAUUAUAAGAUUUUGAAACAUGAAGCCCAAGGAGGUGUUAUGCGGCUUAUUGUUGGCGGUGGGCGAGCAGCUGAAAGUCCUGAGUCGAGAGGAGCUGUUGUGGUGGGUGUUCGAACUCUCAGUGAGGGUGGUCGUGUGGGCAACUUUUCAAGGGAACAGGUUGAACUUUUUUGUGUAAAUCACUUGAUAAAUUGCUCUUUGGAGUCCACAGAAGAAUUUAUUGCUAUGGAAUUCCGUUUUACUCUAAGAGAUAACGGAAUGCGUGCAGCUUUCCAGUUACUCCAUAUGGUGCUUGAGCAUAGUGUCUGGCUGGAUGAUGCCUUUGACAGAGCUAGACAGUUAUAUCUUUCAUAUUAUCGGUCCAUUCCCAAAAGCUUGGAACGUUCAACUGCUCACAAACUCAUGUUGGCAAUGUUAAAUGGAGAUGAGCGGUUUGUGGAACCUACACCAAAAUCAUUAGAAAAUUUAACUUUGAAAUCGGUAAAAGAUGCAGUGAUGAAUCAGUUUGUGGGGAAUAACAUGGAGGUAAGUAUUGUCGGGGACUUUGCGGAGGAGGAAAUUGAGUCUUGUAUUCUUGACUAUCUAGGCACAGUUAGAGCACCAACUGAUUCUAAGAGAGAGCAUGAGUUUAGUCCAUUCUUCUUUGGACCAUCUCCAUCCGAUUUGCAACAUCAACAAGUAUUCCUGAAGGACACAGAUGAGAGAGCAUGUGCCUACCUUGCAGGCCCUGCUCCAAAUCGUUGGGGUUUAACAGUUGAUGGAGAAGAUCUGUUUGAGUCAAUGGGUGAUACUUCAACUACUCAUGAUCUACAACCUAAAAAUGAGGAACCACUUUUGGAGGGGAAUAAUCUCGAGAAGGAUCAACAAAUAAAACUUCGCAGACAUUCACUUUUCUUUGGUAUUACAAUGGGACUGCUUGCUGAGAUCAUAAAUUCUAGGCUUUUUACAACAGUCCGGGAUUCUCUUGGAUUAACUUAUGAUGUAUCAUUCGAAUUGAACCUGUUUGAUAGGCUUAAUCUUGGAUGGUAUGUGGUAUCUGUAACAUCAACCCCAGGCAAGGUUCAUAAAGCUGUUGAGGCAUGCAAGAAUGUCCUCAGAGGUUUGCAUACUAACAGGAUUGUCCCUAGGGAACUGGACAGGGCAAAGCGGACCCUUCUAAUGAGACAUGAAGCUGAAAUCAAGUCAAAUGCCUAUUGGCUUGGAUUGUUAGCUCACUUGCAAGCUUCUUCUGUUCCCAGGAAGGACAUAUCAUGUAUUAAGGAACUUACUUCCUUAUACGAAGCUGCUACUAUCGAGGACAUAUAUCUUGCAUAUGAACAAUUGAAAGUGGAUGAAGGUUCUUUAUAUUCAUGUGUUGGGAUUGCGGGGGCUCAGGCUGGUGAAGAAGAUGCUGCUGCUUUAGAGGAAGAAUCAGAUGAAAGCUUUCAAGGAGUUAUUCCUGUGGGAGGGCGUGGCUUAUCUACGAUGACAAGGCCAACAACAUGAGCUCACUAUAUUUCAAUAUCGAUGUUGUGUGUUGAGGACAUAUUAAACAUUAGAAGGUAAAAUGGUGAGAAGCUUGCGUUGGCUGACACGGAUUCAUAGCAGAACAAAUAAUCACACGGAGCUAGAACAGCCAAAGAAGUAAAGCCGUGAAUCAAGUGGUUUGGUAGAUUUGCUCCCAGUUGAUUCUAGUUUUGAUGAAUACAGCUUCCCAUCGUAACCAGUGGAAAAUCAAAGAUUUGUGGUAUAUUAGUAUUUACAUGCACCAAGCAUGUAAUAAUCAUUAGAAAUUAAACAAGGGUUUAGCUUAUAGGUGGCGAUUAUCUAAUUGUAUAUUAAUCGAUUUGAGGUACAAUAAUUGGGAGCUCGAUGGUGAAGUCAGAGCUCAUAAUCUUGUGAUUGUAAUUUCAAUUGAAAAUUUUCCAAAUAAUUUACUAAUUGUGCCAUAUUUGUUUUUAUGAUUAUGUAUUUCUUGCUGUUUUUUGGUA